AUGGCUGUCCCAAAAGUUACCGUCCAGCAGAUUCAAUGGCGGCCCCGACUCGGUCGUGCUCCUGCGCCGCCGCCAUUGUUCCUCAUCCAUGAUAGUUCUGGUCUGUUGUUCAACUACCAUCUACUUGACGAUCUCAAGCGGGAUGUUUACGGCAUUGCCGAUCCACUGUUUGGCACUGAGGAGCGCUGGCAUGGAGGCAUCCCCGAGAUGGCAAGAGAGUAUGUCUCUGCCAUCCAGGCGACUGUUGGCAAAGGACCCAUUGUCAUCGGCGGAUGGUCACUCGGCGGCAUGAUUUCCAUUGAGAUGGCUCGCGUUAUACGCAGGUCCCUGAGCACGACCACGGAUGUCCGUGGCCUUAUCCUCAUUGACACGCCCAACACUCAAGGUUGGAAGGCUCUUCGCUCCGAGCUUGACCCUUUCGAUCUUGAUCUCUCAAAGGCAUCACCUCGCGUUCAGCAGGGCGUGAAGCGCCGCUUCGAGUUGGCCGAGGAUCUUGUCUACGACUGGGAGUUCCCUGGCCCAUCAGACUUGCCUACAGAUUAUUCUGUCGCCGAGAGCAGUAAGUAUUUCUUUGGCAAAGGGGAGCGUUCUCGUCUCGCUGCGUUGAAGACGGAUAAGGAGCUUGCCCUUAGUCUGCGACUACAGCAAGAAAGGUGUCUGUUGCCGCCGGCUCUUCUGGUGCGGGCCACGGACCUUGUGAAGCCCGACGCAGAGAGCCGAGCUCGCGUGGACCUUUCCAGGGACCAGCGCAUGCUAGGCUGGGAGGAUCACCCUGUUGGCUUCAUCCGAGCUGUGCAAGAUACGUCAGGCCACCAUUACGAUCUCUUUGAGGGAGGUGACAGAUUGAUUGCAGUGUCGCAGGCCAUCAACGGGUGGUGUUCCAUCCUAGACGAGGCGUGGAGCAGCAGGAGCAAGGGUGUCAUGCUUAAUCCUGCGAAGACUGGGGUUGCAGAGAAGAAAAACAUAAUGAUGGAGAAGAAACUGACUGCAGUUGUUCAGGAAGUUCCGGCCUUCUGGAUAUAG
Molecule: messenger RNA, 1023 nt
Organism: Phaeoacremonium minimum UCRPA7
Lineage: Eukaryota; Fungi; Ascomycota; Sordariomycetes; Togniniales; Togniniaceae
Product: putative thioesterase domain containing protein
Exons: 3
Coding region: 1-1023 (340 amino acids)
Biological process (GO): biosynthetic process
Source: RefSeq, a predicted model, not a curated record